Cladophialophora bantiana CBS 173.52 is the source of this 1866-nucleotide messenger RNA. RefSeq lists its product as uncharacterized. Lineage: Eukaryota; Fungi; Ascomycota; Eurotiomycetes; Chaetothyriales; Herpotrichiellaceae. Gene Ontology annotation, cellular component: plasma membrane. The transcript has a single exon. Gene Ontology annotation, biological process: adenylate cyclase-activating G protein-coupled receptor signaling pathway. The record is from RefSeq and is a predicted model, not a curated record. The coding region runs from base 1 to 1866 and encodes 621 amino acids. Gene Ontology annotation, molecular function: G protein-coupled receptor activity.
AUGAUCCGACAUUCUCCACAGGAGCGAGCAUCAGACAUCCUCGAACCAAAUAUAACAACCCACUCUUCUCACAUUUUGGCAUGGCGAGACAGUCCUGUCAACACCGGCGACACUGCCACAGUUCCCAGCGGUUCGUUAAGCAAUGCCCAAAACCAAGCUAUUCUGAUUGCUGCGUUGUCAUGCGCCUGUAUCAGUCUGGUCGUGGUCCUGAUCACCUUGCGAUGGUUCCUAAUCAUGCGAAGGAGCUUCCGGCAUCGCCUGGUUUUGUACCUCAUCAUCAGCGACACGUCCAAAGCCAUUGGGUAUUUUGUCUUUCCAAUCGUGGUCUUCGCCAGAGGUCCGGUCAACAACAGCUCGAAGUUCUGCCAGGCUAGUGGAUUUCUACUGGCACUUGCGGUCGAGUCGUCCGACGUAGCCAUUCUCAUCAUUGCCCUGCAUUCGAUCCUCUACAUUGUCCGACCCAAUAACACUCUGGGAGAAGGGGGAUUAUAUCGAUACCGGCAUUGGAUCUACGUCAUGUGGCUCGGUUUGCCACUGUUGGCUGCGUCAUUGGCCUUCAUUGACAAUAAAGACGCGUAUGUCACAGCUGGUACUUUUUGUUAUCUCCCCAAGCGGCCAUUCUGGUAUCGAUUGGCACUCUCAUGGGUCCCCAGAUAUCUAGUCAUAAGUGUCAUUUUGAUCAUGUAUAUCUGGAUUUACAUCUACGUCCACAUCAAGUUCCGGGGGUUCGACAACCUCGGCGAAACGGAUUCAUCCUAUGAGUCUGAAAUGAGACAAAGAUCUGAUUUCUCGACCAAGUCUGCUCAUAUUGAGGGAAGAUCGACUAACCAGUCAUCGACCCGGCCCUCCCAAACCUCGAUGCAGAAUCGAUCCCCUGGAGUAAUUCUGACAGCUGAAGAAUGCCAACCCCGGGACGAAAUGAGCUUUAUUACCCAGAGACCGCCCCACGGCACUUUUCGCGACACUCAUCAAGAAAGCGAAGGGAGGAAUAUGCUAGCGCGAGGGAGUGAGUGGUCCGGUGAUACCCAAGUACCUCCAGCCAAUACUACGGUGCAAGGUGUUCCAUCACCGUCUGCUACAUCUGAGCGCCAGAGUAGGUCGAUGGUGCCGCAACCCCCAUCCCCUGCAAAGGGUGAGGCCUGUGGAACGUCCAUCGUCUGCCCAGCGACGGCGGCGCCAUUUCCCAGUGGAGUCAACGACCCUCUCAAAAGGACCAGAUUGGCAAUCCGGAAGCAGCUGCGGUAUUUGUUCAUUUACCCCCUUGUCUACAUUAUCAUGUGGAGCUUUCCAUUUGCAUCUCAUGCGCUGAAUUACAGCAACUACUACGUCCAACAUCCUAUCUUCUGGUUAUCUUUGGUGCAGACUAUCAUGCUGAGUCUGCAGGCAGGAAUUGACAGCAUGCUCUUUUCCUGGACAGAAAAGCCGUGGAGGAGAAUUGAGCCGAGUUCGAAAUUCUCCAUUCCUUUCCUGCAGCGGCGAAGCAAGGCAUUUCUGCAACGUUGGGGCUCAGAGAUGCAAGCUACGUCUCUUUCAGAGGGAGGAAUGAAGAGACAGCCCUCAGCAAAACAGAAUUCGCACUGGUGGGAAGUCGAAGGCCGUCGGCGCAACGACAGCGUCUGGCUUGGGACCAAUACGAUAUCUGACACUUUCUCACCCAUCACCACACGAGCGCGGUCAAGGAGCCCAGAAAAGGUUAAAAGAAAUCUGCAUUCGCGGACAAGAAGUUCUGAGCACGGUACUUCGUUUGUGCCCAGGCUCGGGAUGAUUUUGCCAGGAACACAUGUACCACGCUUGUCACCCGUGCUGCAAUGUGUACCGGCCAUUUACGAGCAGGAGAACGAAUUCAAGGCUGACGCGCCUCGGUAG